AAAUCGUUUUCAUAAGGUUAAUGAUUUGACUUAACAACGUGCAUUCGGAAUCGGUACGUGUUUUUUAUUUUCUUUUAAAAGAAUUGAAAGACGUGCUGAGCUGUUACCAUUCCAUUUCUGAAUCCUUCGCUCGGCCAUCUCUCUUCCUUCUCUUAUUACCUUCGUGACCUUCUGUGGUGCAAGCUGUAAAAGAAUGGAAGCUUAUUUGGACACAUCUCGGGUUCAACUCAUUCUUCCUUUGGAUAUCUCUCGUAUAAGUUGUCACCGAAUGUCGCAAUGAUUUAGAGACGGCCACUGCUGCAUUCUUCACCACGCGUCUUCUUUCGCUUCUUCCAAGUAUUUUUCUUCCCCAUUCUGUUCUCUCUCUUGUUUUUGCUGUUUCUCCGACAAUGAGAUCAGAAUCUUAGACAUUUUGUUGUCCUUUUUUCUUCUCUUUGUGGGUCUUUUUCGAUUUUAAGAUCGGUUUCAGAAUUUGGGUCUUUAGGGGUUUUGGGGCCUGAAAAUCGGUGUUCUGCAGCUGGGGUUUGGAGAUCGUAGCUCAAAAUGGCUCCCUCGUUUGAUUGGUGGGGAAAAGACACUCAUAGAGGAACUCCUGUUGUUGUGAAGAUGGAGAAUCCAAAUUGGUCGAUGGUGGAGCUGGAAGGACCGUCGGAGGAUGAUUUUCUCAUCGCCGGCGACUCGCCGGCGAGUCGGACUAGAGAGAAAGCCCGAGGCAAAAACGCUAAGCAACUAACGUGGGUUCUCCUCCUUAAGGCUCAUAAGGCUGCCGGUUGUUUAACUUCCAUUGGCUCUGCAAUGGUGGACCUAGCCGCCGCCGUUAGACGCCGUGUUGCUUCUGGUCGGACUGAUGCCGAUGACGCCGACAAUGACGUGUCUGUUGGAGGCAGAGUGAAAGAGAACCCCACCGUGAAAACGAGAUUCUAUUCUUGUAUCAAAGUGUUUCUAUGGCUGUCGGUGCUUUUGUUGGGUUUUGAGAUUGCGGCGUUCUUCAAAGGCUGGCAUUUUGAUACUCCAAAGCUUCAUUUGGAUUAUCUCUGGGCAUCGCAGUGGGGCUUUAAAGGAGUUUUUGAUUGGAUUUACGCUCAAUGGGUAUUGAUUCGAGUGGGUUAUUUAGCUCCUCCUCUUCAGUUCUUAGCCAAUGCCUGUAUCAUAUUGUUCAUCAUUCAGAGCUUGGAUCGUUUAAUCUUAUGUCUGGGUUGUUUCUGGAUCCGAUUCAAGAAAAUCCAACCAGUUCUUAAACCUGGAGAUUUAGACAUUGAAUCCGGCGAAAAGGGCUACUUCCCAAUGGUUCUUGUGCAGAUCCCCAUGUGCAAUGAAAAAGAGGUUUAUCAGCAGUCAAUCGCUGCUAUCUGCAACUUGGACUGGCCUAGAACCAAGCUGCUAAUUCAAGUUCUUGAUGACUCUGAUGACCCAACAACCCAAUUGCUGAUACAAGAAGAGGUUCAUAAAUGGCAGCAAGAGGGCGCCAACAUUGUUUAUCGUCAUAGAAUCAUUAGAGAUGGUUACAAGGCUGGCAACCUCAAAUCCGCCAUGAAUUGUAGCUAUGUUAAAGACUACGAAUUCGUCGCGAUCUUCGAUGCCGAUUUUCAACCCACACCUGAUUUCCUUAAAAGAACUGUUCCUCAUUUCAAGGAUAAUGAGGAGCUGGGGCUGGUUCAAGCAAGAUGGUCAUUUGUGAACAAGGAUGAGAAUUUACUGACCAGGCUGCAGAACGUUAAUUUAGCUUUCCAUUUUGAAGUAGAGCAGCAAGUAAACAGUGUGUUCCUCAACUUCUUUGGAUUCAAUGGCACUGCUGGUGUGUGGAGGAUCAAAGCCCUCGAGGACGCCGGUGGGUGGUUGGAAAGGACCACGGUCGAGGACAUGGAUAUCGCGGUCCGUGCUCAUCUUCAUGGAUGGAAAUUCAUAUUCCUAAACGACGUCGAGUGCCAAUGUGAGCUACCAGAAUCUUAUGAAGCUUAUAGAAAACAACAACAUAGAUGGCAUUCUGGUCCAAUGCAAUUGUUUCGUCUUUGUCUGCCUGCUAUUAUUCGAUCAAAGAUUAGUAUAUGGAAGAAGUUCAACCUGAUCUUCCUCUUCUUUUUGCUCAGAAAAUUGAUAUUGCCCUUCUAUUCUUUCACACUUUUCUGCAUAAUUCUCCCAAUGACAAUGUUCGUUCCUGAAGCCGAGCUACCCGCGUGGGUCGUUUGCUAUAUCCCGGCCACGAUGUCGUUUCUAAACAUCCUACCUGCCCCAAAAUCCUUCCCUUUCAUUGUCCCUUACCUCCUUUUUGAAAACACCAUGUCAGUUACCAAGUUCAAUGCCAUGAUCUCAGGGCUCUUCCAGCUUGGUAGCGCCUACGAAUGGGUUGUCACGAAGAAAUCGGGUCGGUCCUCAGAAGGUGAUCUUUUGUCGUUGGUAGAGAGAGAGCAAAAGCAUCAAAGAGGGGCAUCGGCGCCCAACUUAGAAGAGAUGAAGGAAGAGCUUGAGAAACAGGAAAAGAAAGCUUCUUUGCGGAAGAAGCAUAACCGAAUAUAUACAAAAGAGCUGGCAUUGGCUUUCCUUCUCUUAACUGCAUCAGCACGGAGUCUUCUGUCUGCUCAAGGGAUCCAUUUCUACUUCUUGCUAUUCCAGGGGAUCUCGUUCCUGCUCGUCGGGUUGGAUUUGAUCGGCGAACAAAUUGGUUGAUUGUAAAAAAAAAAAAAAAAAAAGAAUGUAUGGAACUCUGUAGAGAAGAACACAAGGAAAUUACC
Cucurbita maxima (winter squash) is the source of this 2729-nucleotide messenger RNA. RefSeq names its product probable xyloglucan glycosyltransferase 12. The coding region runs from base 544 to 2664 and encodes 706 amino acids. Gene Ontology annotation, molecular function: glycosyltransferase activity. Gene Ontology annotation, cellular component: Golgi apparatus. NCBI's taxonomy places the organism in Eukaryota, Viridiplantae, Streptophyta, Magnoliopsida, Cucurbitales, Cucurbitaceae. The transcript has 5 exons. The record is from RefSeq and is a predicted model, not a curated record.